Anisakis simplex (herring worm) is the source of this 900-nucleotide messenger RNA. Lineage: Eukaryota; Metazoa; Nematoda; Chromadorea; Rhabditida; Anisakidae. The record is from the annotation of a GenBank genome assembly.
AUGAUUACGUUGACGGAGACUCCAAUCACAGUUGUCAAUACAUACUUACUGUCUGGUUGGGCUGGUGGAACUGAAAUAGUGACAAAUAAAGUUAAAUGGAACAUUGUCCGGAGUUUGGGUGUAAACGUUGAUCAUCAAAUAGUGCAGUCGAAUGAAUGGUCAAAACAAAGCGAGAACGAAAACGGAGAAUCAGCGGUGUUUCUGAAGACGUCUUUAGAUGGCGACCGCUCCAUCGUCAAUGUCGAUAAACCAGCUUCACUUAUACACCAACCAAAAACCAACACAGUCUUCAUUGAACCGUUAAUGACAACAGCAACUGCAUUCACUUCAGUGGCCGGUACUCCCACUGCUAAUUCUACCAUUACUACUGCUCUUACUGGUAAUAAUAACAGUAACAAGAUCAAUGAUAGGAAUUAUAAUACACAAACUAAAAGCAAUACAACAGCGGAGGAUGCAAAAUCGAAUCAUUAUAUCAUAACAAGCAACACUCAAAAGUCCACCAAACUAACUUCUCCGUCAACAACGGCUCAGUUAAUAAGAAGCACAGAAACGUACACCGAUACCUUUCCACAGGCUUCAACAAUACAGCCCACAACAGCACAUCAAGUAAAUACACUAUCAAAAAUGGCUGAGAAGCAACUACCUUCGCAACAAAUGAAAUAUAUUGACGAAAUAAAUCACAAGGAUGAUACAUCAGCUGAGAUCAAUACAGAUGAGCAGCACCCUACAAUUCAGCAGCAACUGCACAUUAGUAGCACAAGUCGUGCAUUCGGAGAUGACCAAUGGCAGUCAAGCGAAACGAUGCAACAUGCAAUUAAUCAACAGCCAUUAUUACCCACUCCAACACGAAUCUAUCCUCAACCCAAUAUUACUGGAGCGUAUCUAGAUCGGUUGAUAUGA